AUGAAUAAAUUAUUUUGUUUAAUUGAGCAAAGGGUACCUAUAAUAUAUAUAAAUAUAGAUGAACAAUGUCUUACAUAUGAGUCACAAAUCAUAAUAACUGAUUUUCUAAAACCAAUUCUAUCAGUGAAUGCAUAUUAUGUCAAAAAUUUUCUAAGGUUUUAUAUUUCAAAACUUGAAAAAUCGGGAGAAGAGACAAGUGAUGAGUUAUAUGAAUUAUUCGUAGAUCCGAUACUAUUAAAGGCUAAGGAAUUAAAUGCUGAUACUCCAGAUAUAUUAAAAUAUUAUAUUAAUGGACUUAAUGAAGAAUCAAAUGACGAAAAUGAUUCAGUAUUGAUUAAAGAAACCCCAAGGUUAAUUUCUGGUAAUAAUACAACUGGUUUACGUACUUGGGAAGCUGCUUUAUUUUUAUCUAAUUAUCUAAAUGACAAACAGAUCAGACCGUAUGAUUUAAAAGACAAACGAGUGUUGGAAUUAGGCUGUGGAACAGGUUUGAUUUCCUUAUCAUUAGCUAAAAAUUAUCAUAAUAAAAUUGGGAAGCUAGAUAGGACAAUAAUGACAGAUGGAUCAAGUAAUGUAUUUGAUAAUAUGAAUGAAAGUCUAUCAAUGAAUAAACUAGGCAACAGCUUGAUAUCUUGUCAACAAUUAAUCUGGGGUGAAGAAAAUAACGUCAAUGAUAUUGAUUUGCUACUAGGUGCAGAUAUAACAUACGACUCAAGGAUAUUAGAGCCAUUAUGCUCUACAAUUAAUCAAUUUUUCAACAGGGGACUAUCAUUAUGUUUAAUUGCAGCAACUGUCAGAAAUGAAGAAACGUUGAAUAAUUGGGAAAAAGAGCUAAAUAAGUGGUUUUUAAACAGGUGGAAAAUUGCAAAAGUAUUUAAAGUGAAUGAGACUAACUCACAAUGUUGGUUUGAUCCAAAUACACCUGAUAUAAAGUUGUAUGAGAUUGUAAAUAGUUAA
This is a messenger RNA of Insectozyma verbasci, 957 nucleotides long. The record is from the annotation of a GenBank genome assembly. NCBI's taxonomy places the organism in Eukaryota, Fungi, Ascomycota, Pichiomycetes, Serinales, Debaryomycetaceae.